Callorhinchus milii (elephant shark) is the source of this 4955-nucleotide messenger RNA. RefSeq names its product ATPase phospholipid transporting 11C (gene atp11c). Gene Ontology annotation, cellular component: plasma membrane; trans-Golgi network; endoplasmic reticulum. Gene Ontology annotation, biological process: phospholipid translocation. The coding region runs from base 481 to 3864 and encodes 1127 amino acids. Lineage: Eukaryota; Metazoa; Chordata; Chondrichthyes; Chimaeriformes; Callorhinchidae. The transcript has 29 exons. The record is from RefSeq and is a predicted model, not a curated record. Gene Ontology annotation, molecular function: ATPase-coupled intramembrane lipid carrier activity; ATP binding; ATP hydrolysis activity.
GAAGGACGGACGGAAGGAAGAAAGGAAGGAAGAAGGAAGGAAGGAAAGGAGGCGGGUGGAAUUUUGCUCGAGUCAGUUGUCAAUAAAAUAAUCCCAGACGUCGAGCCCGUCGGCUCCGGGGUAAAGAAAUCACAUGUGGAGGUUAAGGUACCUGGAGGUAACGUCGAGGAGGGAGCGGAGGGCGACGAAGACGACGGGUUGUCGCUGCUGCUGUCGCUGCCGCUGCUUGUAGUGGGGGGGGGAGUCGUCUUCAUCAGUUGUCUUGAGAGAGAGGGAGAGAAAGGAGGCGGUGGCGAUGAAGUAGUAGCAGCGGCAGUAGCAGCAGCAGCCACCACACGGCCAUCGAAGGAAGUGUCUGAAACCUUGGACUGUUGUGUGCAGAGCGAGAAGAAGCUCGGGGUGGCGGUGGCGGUGGCGCUGCGGUGGUGAAGGGGAGGAAGGGGGGGGAAACCAGUCGUCGGCUCGUUGCGGUGCCGCGAGAUGUUCCGCCGGGGAAUCGACCGUUGGUGUCCUAGAGAUGAAAAACGGGUUGACAGCCGCACGGUUUAUGUAGGACAUCAUCCACCUCCUGGCACAGAAAGCUUUCUUCCACAGCAUUUCCGUAACAACAGAAUAGUAUCUUCAAAGUACACCUAUUGGAACUUUAUUCCGAAAAAUUUAUUCGAACAGUUCAGAAGAAUUGCAAAUUUUUACUUUCUUAUCAUAUUCCUUGUACAGGUUAUUGUUGAUACCCCAACCAGCCCAGUCACAAGUGGACUCCCUCUCUUUUUUGUAAUCAUUGUAACUGCAAUUAAACAAGGUUAUGAAGAUUGGCUUAGACACAAAGCAGAUAAUUCGGUGAAUAGAAGUCCUGUUUAUGUUGUUGUUGAAGGAAAUGUAGUAAGAACACAAAGUGAAAAAAUUCAGGUUGGAGAUGUUGUGCGCGUCAAAGAAGAUGAAACAUUUCCAUGUGAUCUCAUCCUUCUGUCUUCUAGCAGGGACGAUGGUUUAUGCUACGUUACUACUGCUAGUUUGGAUGGAGAAUCGAGCCAAAAGACUUACUUUGCUGUCCGUGACACCAUUGCAUUCCGUACAGACAUGGAAAUUGAUUCGUUGAAUGCCACCAUUGAAUGUGAACAACCUCAACCUGACCUUUACAAGUUUGUUGGUCGAAUUCAUGUUUUCAGGAAUAAACAAGAACCAACCGCCAGUUCUUUGGGGCCAGGAAAUCUAUUGCUAAGAGGAGCCACAUUAAAAAAUACUGACCAGAUAUAUGGUGUUGCAAUAUAUACUGGUAUGGAAACUAAAAUGGCCUUGAACUACCAAGGAAAAUCGCAGAAACGUUCAGUGGUGGAGAAAUCUAUUAAUGUUUUUUUAAUAGUUUAUUUAUGCCUAUUGAUCAGCAAGUCUGUGAUAGGCACUAUAUUGAAAUAUAUCUGGCAGAAUGCUCCUACUAAUGACGAAGCUUGGUAUAACCCCAAAAGAGCAAAGGAUAAAGAAGGCAACAUGCCUUUGAAGAUAUUUACUGAUUUCCUCUCCUACAUGGUGCUCUUCAACUUCAUCAUUCCUGUCUCCAUGUACGUUACUGUGGAAAUGCAGAAAUUCUUUGGUUCCUACUUUAUAACGUGGGAUAAAGAUAUGUAUGAUGAUCAAUUGGGAGAAGGGGCAUUGGUGAACACCUCCGAUCUCAAUGAGGAACUAGGCCAGAUUCAGUAUGUGUUCACUGAUAAAACUGGAACACUAACUGAGAACAACAUGGAAUUCAUUGAAUGUUGUAUAGAUGGAUUUAAGUACAAAUAUCCAACUAUUGAUGCAUGUGUUGUUGAUGGUUUACCCACAAAUGAUGGCACCUUCAGUAGACCUUAUGGAAGGGCUGAAAAGGAAAGAGAAGAAAUAUUUUUCCAUGCUUUGUGUUUAUGCCACACUGUUCAAGUUAAAGAAGAGGACUCAGUGGAUGGGGUUGUAAAACAACAAUGCACAUACAUUGCAUCCUCUCCAGAUGAAGUUGCUUUGAUAGAAGGUGCUAAAAAGCUUGGCUUUACUUUCCAAGGAAUGGAGAACAAUUGUAUGAAAAUACAAACUGGAGACAAAACAAUUGAAAAGUACCAGUGUCUUCAUGUUCUGAAUUUUGAUCCUGUCCGCCGACGUAUGAGUGUAAUAGUACAAGCAAGUUCAGGGAAAAUCCUCCUCUUCUGUAAAGGUGCAGAUUCUUCAAUAUUCCCAAGGGUGAAAGAUGGAAAACAAGAUGAGAUAAAAUUGCACGUAGAGCAGAAUGCUCUGACCGGUCUGCGAACUCUCUGUGUUGCAUACAAAGAGCUUACUCAGGACGAAUAUGACCAUAUCAAUGCACAACUCCAUGAAGCCAAAAUGGCCCUUAAGGAUCGCGAUGAAAAGUUAGCACAAGUUUAUGACGAUAUUGAAAGCAAUUUGCAUAUAAUUGGGGCAACAGCUGUGGAAGACAGUCUCCAAGAACUGGCUGCAGAAACUAUUGAAGCCUUGCAUUCUGCAGGUAUGCAUGUUUGGGUGCUAACAGGGGACAAGAUGGAAACCGCAAUGGCAACAUGUUAUGCCUGCAGUCUUUUUCAUCGCAAUAUGAAACUUUUACAAUUGACAACAAAGCACAUUGAAGAAUAUGAAGCAAGAAAAGAGGAUAAAUUGCAUGAGCUACUAUUGGAGAUGCACAAAGCAGUUGUACAAGAUAAAAAAUGCUCUUAUCCAAAUUCUUUAAGAAGUUGGUCUGGUAUACAGGAGUAUGGAUUGAUUAUUGAUGGUGCUGCUCUGUCAUUAAUAAUGAAACCAUCUCAAGACGGUAGCUCAAGCAAUUAUGAAGACCUCUUCUUGCAAAUAUGCCAGAGAUGUACUGCCGUCUUAUGCUGCCGCAUGGCACCGUUACAGAAAGCACAGAUUGUAAAACUGGUGAAGAACACAAAGGAAAAUCCAGUAACUUUAGCUAUUGGUGAUGGUGCAAAUGAUGUCAGUAUGAUUUUGGAGGCUCAUGUGGGUAUAGGUUUAAAGGGAAAAGAGGGUUGCCAAGCUGCAAGAAACAGUGACUAUGCAAUCCCAAAGUUUAAGCACCUACGAAAGCUUCUCCUUGUUCAUGGACAUUUGUACUACAUUAGAAUUGCACAUCUGGUGCAGUAUUUCUUUUACAAGAACCUUUGCUUCAUUUUACCUCAGUUUUUGUUCCAGUUCAUUUGUGGAUUUUCUCAACAGCCACUCUACGAUGCAGCAUAUCUUAUAUGUUACAAUAUCUGCUUCACUUCACUCCCAAUUUUGGCAUACAGUCUCCUGGAACAGCAUAUAAACAUGGAAGCACUGAAAAAAGAACCCUCCCUCUACAGAAAUAUUGCCAAUAAUGCAAUGCUUCAAUGGAAACCUUUUCUUUAUUGGACGUUCUUGGGGCUGUUCAAUGGUCUGGUAUUUUUCUUUGGCACUUACUUUCUCUGCAACAAUUCAAUUCUUGAAAACAGUGGUCAGGUAUUUGGAAACUGGACUUUUGGAACAGUUGUCUAUACUGCUUUGGUAUUUACCGUAAAUCUGAAGCUUGCAUUGGAUACUCGUUGCUGGACAUGGAUCAACCACUUUGUAUUAUGGGGCUCUUUAGGUUUCUUCGUCAUCUUCUCUUUCAUCUGGGGAAGCAUCAUAUGGCCUUUCCUGACGCAUCAAAGAAUGUACUCUGUGUUCAUAAAGAUGUCUGCCUCCCCCCCAGCAUGCCUUACUAUUAUGUUAUUAAUAGUUGUUAGCCUGGUGCCUGAUAUUGUGGUAAAAAUUAUAAGGAAGCCAGUAAGAAGAGAAAAGCUGCAGAAUGUAAAACCUCUAGGACCUGAAUUGCUGACUUUGAAAUACUUCAAAGGUGAUGUUUUCAGUGCAGACCCAAAAAAUUAAUCGGGAUUCCCAGCCUGCAAAGAGAUGCUUGCUUAAGUGGUCAGACUGCUAAAUAUAUGCAAACCACUAUACACCCUUGUGCCUGUGGCAUUUCAAGGCUCAGAAACCUCUGAUUAAUCUCAACAUAAAAUGGAUCUCCUGAGGACUAUGAUAAUAUGAAUUUUACUUUGAUGACUAGAGUUUCUGCGAUUGAUCAGAAACUGAAGACUGAUCUGUGUUCUAAGAAUGCACUUUUAUUAAUGUGAUGUAGUCAGAUAGACUGGAUCGAGGUUGUCUGGUCCUACAGCCUUCUGAUGUCAUGUAUUACACAUAAUAUGAUGCAAUCUUGUGAAAAAUAGUUUGAUUUUUUUUCAGUUGUCAACAUUGACAUCACUGCAUUUGUUAUGUACUUCAGUAAUCAGGGAAUAUAGAAUUGUGUACUGGUGAAUACUGCAGCAUAUUUGAUUUCAUGAUACCAAAUGACAAAUCCAAUGUAAUUGAGUAAUACUUGCCUACUGAUUUGAAUAAACUAUUCAAUAUUUAAAAUAAUAUACAGUUCAGCAGUACUCAGCAGUUUAGUUUAUACAUUAUUCAACCUCAGUGUAUAAUAUGGCCAUUUUGAAUAUCCCAGGAUCUAAAAUUAAUAAUCUGUACAAUACAUCCCAAUUUCCUAUUGUUAAACCAAUGAGCUCCGAUGCUGAUAAGAGUCGAUUUUUUUUUGUUCUCAUUUUAAAGAUUUUAUUUACAGGAUAUUUAAAAUCGUGUAAUGCAAAUACAAGCCACCAAAGUUAUUUUUCUGCCUUUACAAAGGUGAUUGGUUGUCUUUCUAAUGUAGUACUUAUCAAAUAAAAAAAUGUAUAUAGUAACUUUUUAAAGCAUGAAUAUAAACCAGCAUUGUUUUAAUUUUUUUUAAAUAAUAUCUUGAAUUGAAGACUUGCAGGAAUGUAUAAGAAAAAUAUUAUAGUUAAGAACCACUUAACUGUACAGUGUAUACUUAUUGUACAGAACUUGUCAUGAUUGAAUUAUAGAAUGUGUAUGCCAGCAUUUUUAACACGUAGAAACAGCUUGUUUAAGAAGCCUGAUAUGCAAGAAUAAACAAAUAUUCUUCAGAA